GUAUUCCCCUUUGCAAAAAUGGAAAAAUUAAAACUGUAAAAAAAUAAUUGAAAAGUGAGAUUAUAAAAUAGAACUGGUGUAUAAUGUAUGAUGAGAGCCUUUUUAAUUUGUCUUCUACCUUACAUUCUGGCUAAUGGUUUAGCUUCAGCAAUGGAAUACGAAUCAUUGAAGGAUGAUCUCCUUUCUCCUUACCCUGCUCACCAUUCACCCGUUCAAUCAUCACGAACCACCCGAGAUAUACACCCAUUGUUACAUAACAAUACAUACCUCACAUACAAUGCUCAUUCUUCAGAAAAUUUAUUUCCAGUUACUAAUACCAGAUACUUUGUAUCAGACAUUGCUUUAAACCAAUGGAGUACAUACAACAAAAACCAUGUGUAUGGCCAUGUCACCACAAUAUACAAUCCAUCUAAGACCUUUAGUGUGUUGGAAGCCACUUAUGGUGGUUGUCAGGGUAAUCAACUUGAUACUUCAGUGAACGCAGCAAGGAGGGGGCAGUGCUUUGUCGCUCAAAACGGUGGUUAUUUUAACACAAAAACACAAUCCUGUCUUGGUAAUGUUAUAUCUAGAGGUAGAACGUUGCACACCUCAGAUGCUACUAAUGCACAUUUCGGUAUUUUAUCCAAUGGUUCUAUAGUAGUGGGGUAUAUAUCUGAUGCUGAUUUGAGACGAUUGAAUUUUACAAAUUUGGUUGGUGGUGUGAUAUGGCUUGUUAGAAAUGGAACUUCAUUUGUUGAAGAAUCAGUUUCAAUGGAGAGUUCUGAUACAGAAGAAACUGGAACUUUGAGAUACUUCAGUGAUGUUCAGUCAGCACGUACAGCUAUUGGUCACGAUAAACAUGGAUGGGUUGUUCUUGUGCAAGUAGAUGGACAAACUGGAGCAAGAGGAGUUAACUUAAAUUCAUUCUCAAAGUUUUUGAUAGAAGAUCUUCACCUUGUCAAUGCGAUCAAUCUUGAUGGUGGAGGGUCGGCAACACUGGUGAUAAAUGGCACUUUAGCUAACACACCAUCUGACCAUUGUAAGGGAAAUCCACAAUGGAGAUGUGCGAGAGCCAUAUCAACCAUUGUGUGCGCACAUUCACCUAUAUGUGACCAACACUGUGAGGAUGGAGAGUGUAUUCAUGGAAGAUGUCAGUGUCAUGAAAAUUAUGUUGGAUCAUCAUGUAAUGAGUUAUCUUGUGGAAAACAUAACUGCUCUGAUCAUGGACACUGCACUGCAAGUGGUUGUGUGUGUAAUGCUGGAUGGAGUUCCACAGCUUGUGACAUCCCAUGUAAUGGCACAAUGUAUGGAAGAAAUUGCACUCAGGAAUGUAAAUGUUCUGAACAUGGGGUUUGUGAUCCAGUGAAUGGAGAUUGUGAGUGUGAAGCUGGUUUUCAUGGAGAUAGGUGUAGUACAGUUUGUCUACCUUGGAAAUAUGGUAAGAAUUGUCAAUUUCAAUGUCAUUGUGGGGAAUCCUGUUUUUGUGAUGCAGUCACUGGUAAAUGUGGAAAUUACAAUAAUAGUAGAACCCAAGAGAUUGCAGAAGUUUCUUCAUGUAUUGAGUCAAUGGGUAACAGGAACAAGCAACAAGUUGUAUAUGAGGGUUUAUCUAAUGAAGAACUUUACGCCCGCCUUCUCAGUUUGAUUUGCACAAUAUCGUUGUUGCUUGUAAUAAGCAUGUGUGUCAACUUUAUACUUCUAUGGCAACGACAUAUCUCUAACAAAGCAGAGCAAGAGGUUGAAGAAUACGAGAUUGUAACGGAUGAUACUGAACAUACAGCUUCAUCUACAAGUCUACCUUCCCCACAACGUGUUGCUUCUUUAAAGUCCAGAAGCGAAGAAGUAAAAGCUAAGUUUCGUGAAAUGGUGAAACUAAAAAUGAAGCACUUCUGGUCGAACGGAUAUGAAAGGGUUGCUGCUGAUAACUCUGAUAGUGGAGAAUAUCAUGAAUUAAGUUUGCUGUCUCCUACUUAAAGAAAAGCCUUGCUCGUUUUAAUAUAUUGAUCAUACAAACAUAUUAGUUUUACUUUACAUUACACCUUAUGCCAUUGUUUUCAUUUUAAUAAGCGGAUUCCAUUUGUUGCCUUUUCUUUGGUUUUUAUUUAGAAUUAAGCUAGCUGCGAAUAUAAAUAAUGUCAAAUGUAUUGUUUGUAACCUUAUGCAAAAAUGACAAUAAUUUACCGCAACACACAUGCAGUGCUGCGCUAUGACAAUCUUUCCUUAGCCCAAGUUUCACUGAGUGUACAGUAUGCAUUUUUUGAUGUACUUGAGUUUCAGAUACAAAAAUAUUUUAUGUAUUAUAUUUUUGUUAACAUGGUAGUGAUACUGUUUUCCAAUGUACUUCCUUUUGGUGCAAUAGAUUUUGGUGACUUUAUUUUGAUGUAUUUUCAUGCCUUAACACCUGUUUAACUUUUCUUAUAUUGUACCUUGCUCUAACUGUAAUUGCAAACUUCAACAACACUAUAACAAACUUGUAAAAUUCUU
Messenger RNA from Ciona intestinalis (vase tunicate), 2463 nucleotides. The record is from RefSeq and is a predicted model, not a curated record. NCBI's taxonomy places the organism in Eukaryota, Metazoa, Chordata, Ascidiacea, Phlebobranchia, Cionidae.